Messenger RNA from Symphalangus syndactylus (siamang), 1177 nucleotides. Its product is annotated as putative inactive beta-glucuronidase protein GUSBP11. Gene Ontology annotation, molecular function: carbohydrate binding; beta-glucuronidase activity; signaling receptor binding. The record is from RefSeq and is a predicted model, not a curated record. NCBI's taxonomy places the organism in Eukaryota, Metazoa, Chordata, Mammalia, Primates, Hylobatidae.
GGGGGUUCCAGCCAGAGGCCCCCACUGGGCAGCACCUGGCGCCGCCCCGCCCCUCCAGGCCUGGCACUCGCCCUCAACAAAUAUGGCGCGGACGACCUCACGCGCGUCACGCAACUCGACCGCAAGACUUCUCCCGCGCCGCUCUUUUCCCCGCAGACGGAGGCCGAGACGGGGAGCGGGAAGCGUGACCUGGGGGACGGCGGUGGCCUGCGCGGCUCUCGGGCCGCUGUUGUGUGCCUGCACACUGGCGCUGCCGGGCGGGAUGCUGUACCCCCCGGGGAGCCCGUCGUGGGAGCGCAGGGAGCUGGACGGCCUCUGGAGCUUCCGCGCCGACUUCUCCGACAACCGACGCCGGGACUUGGAGCAGAGGUACCGGCGACCGUUGCGGGUGUUGGGCGCCACCUUGGACAUGCUGGUUCCCUCCAGCUUCAACGACAUCGGCCAGGGCUGGCGGCUGCGGCAUUUUGUCAGCUGGGUGUGGUAUGAAUGGGAGGUGACCCUGCUGGAGCGAUGGAUCCAGGACCUGCGCACAGGAGUGGUGCUGAGGAUUGGCAGUACCAUCCUCCAUGCCAUCGUGUGGGUGAAUGGGGUCAAUGCGCUAGAGCAUGAAGGGGGCUACCUCCCCUUUGAGGCUGACAUCAGCAGCCUGUUUCAGGUGGGGCCCCUGCCCUCCCGCCCCUGCAUCACUGUCGCCGUCAACAACACGCUCACCCCCCAGCCCUGUCACCAGGGACCAUCCGUACAUGACCGACACCUCCAAGUGGGGACCAUCCUGCCUCCACUGCACGCAACCACCUUCCCGCCCCACCCUGUGGUCUUCCUGUUAGGGACAGGGUGGCCUUCGCAGAGAGGAGGCCCUGGAUCUGGGGAGGCAUGUGAGCUGAGGUCAAAAGACCCAUGGCAAGGGCCCAGCAAACCACAGUCCUCCCGCCCUAGGUAUCCCAAGGGUUACUUUGACUUCUUCAACUACGCGGAACUGCAGCGGUCUCUGCUUCUAUACACGACACCCACCAUCUAUGUCGAUGACAUCACCGUCACCACCGGCAUGGAGCGAGACAGAACCCUUCCUCACCGGGGCCCAGGGUGGCUCUGUUCGCUGUUUGGACAGCUCUCCCAGGAAAAAGGUUCUCCCAGCAUCUCUAAACCCUUACAGGUUCCCAUCCACCUACGAAGCUGA